Messenger RNA from Botrytis cinerea B05.10, 1725 nucleotides. RefSeq lists its product as hypothetical. The record is from RefSeq and is a predicted model, not a curated record. Gene Ontology annotation, molecular function: L-allo-threonine aldolase activity. Gene Ontology annotation, biological process: L-threonine catabolic process; glycine biosynthetic process. Gene Ontology annotation, cellular component: cytosol. Bases 118 to 1485 code for a protein of 455 amino acids. The transcript has 3 exons. Lineage: Eukaryota; Fungi; Ascomycota; Leotiomycetes; Helotiales; Sclerotiniaceae.
GGCUUAUCUUACAUCUUAUCAAGACUGGAAGCAGCUUCCCUUUUGAGGUUCGAGUGUGUAAAGCUAUGCGUAAGUGAAUUGAAGGCGUAGUUCACAGGAACCCCGCUCAAUCAAAAGAUGAAUUCACCCGGGAGAGUUUUAAGGUAUUUUAGGACCUCGCGGCCUGCAAGUCUUUCUUCAAUAAACAACAUACGACCCCUCAUAAACCCCAUUCCUCACCCCGCGCCAAUUCAUUGCACUCGAUCGAGAAUCGCAUCCUUCAGUAUGGCAACUAAGGAAAAGCAAUUGGAAACAAGUGACCUGAAAGGUCUAGGUGGAACGACUGAUCUAUCACCAACUCCGGAGCCUCACCAUGAAAUCAAUGCUUGGUCUGGUCCAGGACAAGCAGCAUUCGAUUUCCGCAGCGAUGUGGUAACUACUCCAACCAAAUCCAUGUUAACAGCUAUUCAAAAUACUACCCUCUUUGACGAUGUCUUUGCUGAAGACCCAACAACCAAUUCGCUCGAAUCCUAUCUUGCACAGAUUACUGAGCAUGAGUCUGCCAUUUUUGUUCUCUCCGGUACCAUGGGCAACCAAAUUGCUCUCCGUUCUCACCUCAUUCAGCCUCCCUACUCUGUACUCUGCGAUCAUCGAGCCCACAUUCUCGAGUGGGAAGCUGGCGGAACUGCAUCUUUGUGUGGGGCUCUUGUGAAGGGAGUUGUGCCUAGCAAUGGCGUAUAUUUGACUCUAAAGGACAUAGAGAAAUCUGUCACUAUCAGUGAUGACAUACACUCAUGUCCGACAAGGGUUAUAAGUUUGGAAAAUACAUUGGCUGGUACGAUCAUGCCGCUCGAGGAGGUCAGGGCGAUUUCAGGAUUUGCGAGAAAACAUGGCAUCAAAUUACAUAUGGACGGAGCUAGAAUUUGGGAAGCUGUUGUUGCUGGAGCGGGAUCACUGACAGAUUUUACGAAGGAAUGUGAUAGCGUUAGUUUGUGUUUUAGUAAAGGAUUAGGCGCACCAGUUGGAAGUAUGUUAGUGGGCAAAAAAGAUUUUAUAAAGCAUGCUAGAUGGGUUCGGAAAAGUAUUGGAGGAGGACUCCGCCAAGCUGGUGUUUUGACCGCGGCUGCGAGAGUUGCGGUUGAUGAAACAUUUGGAAAGGGUCCAAAUGGAGAAGGGGGUCUCUUGCGCGAAAGUCAUAAGACAGCAAAAAGAAUCGCGGCUUUGUGGGAAGGAUUAGGUGGAAAGUUGCAGCAGCCAACCGAAACUAACAUGGUGUGGCUGGAUUUGGCAGAUGCGGGUGUUUCGGCGGAAGAAUUCGGAGAAUUGGGAAAGGAGAAAGGCUUAAAACUUUUUGCUGGUCGAUUGGUGGUGCAUUAUCAAAUCGGAAAUGAGGCGGUGGAGAAGCUGGAGGAGAUUAUGAAGGUUAUUCUCGAGAAAAAAGGAAAGGGAACUAUUGAAGUUGCGAAUAAGAAGCGAAAAAUCGGAGAGAAGGAUUAUGGCACCUGAGUGCUGUUCAUGCAUAUAAAAUGUCUUAUUGGGAUUUUUUGGAGAUAUAGGCAGAUGCCGUUCUCGUUAUAUAUCCCCUUCAUAUAUCUGAUGGUCGGAAUACCUAUGUAUGCAAGAUAAAUAGUCUGUAGCUAAGCUGGGCUAGUGCAGGCGAAAUCUAUAUUAGACAGAGAAGAUAAUUUGACGAAGAAUUGUCAAAAUGAAAACAACAAAAACCAGAAAUUCAAUCAAAGAUUGCCA